Molecule: messenger RNA, 1820 nt
Organism: Ectocarpus sp. CCAP 1310/34
Lineage: Eukaryota; Phaeophyceae; Ectocarpales; Ectocarpaceae
Source: the annotation of a GenBank genome assembly
GUUGUCAUCUUCCCCUUUCUCCAGAUCACAGAAAGGACUCGCCGGAGAGGAUCCGGCCCUUCCCCCCACCCCUUCGUCACCACUCCCUCCCGUCCACAAGAUGCUGUACUGGCAUUUGAAUGUCCUGCAUGACGGGGCCGGUACCGUCGUGGUCAACAGCAAAGUUGCCAAGAGCGUGUACCAGAAGAUCGUGCAUAAAACGACGAAGCACGUCCAGCACAGCAUGCAGGCGUCCAUGCAUGCCGACUACUUGGGGGGGGGCUUCAGCAUAGGCAUCAGCCCGAAGGCCUCCCAGGCACGCUCUACCUUGUCCGCUUCGGAAGAUCAGCGGAUUUUGGCCGAGCACAUGACGUGGAACCAAACUGUUUCGUACACACUUGUGGAUGGCCAGACGCUGGCGAUGAUUACGCUCAUGGAAUGCGACAAGAUUAACAACAGUUACGGUCCGCUCGGCAGUGUCGACGACGGGGAUGAAGCUUGCUUUCACACGGUGCGCGAAUCGCCCACGGUGUAUUUGCUCACCCGUGGUCUAGUCGAAAAUCUUCUAACGACCUUUCCAGGGUACGCGUUCGACACGUCGUGGGCGGCGCGGCUGGGCACGUGGGGUGUCAAGGCCAGUGUCCUGUCAACCAGUGCCAUCGAGGAUUCUACCACUUUGACAAUAUACUCCCGGCCUAAAUUGAUAGAGCAUUCUGUAGGCAAAGUUAAAGGAAGAUAUUUGGACUGGGUCACAGUCCGGCCAGGCAUGUUCAUCAGCGUGCGCGCGGGGGGAUUUGUCGAUUCCAUUAGUCUUGGCAACACAACGUGGGGCGGUGUCGGCGGUUUCACACGCUCGCUUCAACCUGAAUGUGACGAAGUUAUCACCACCAUUGGCGGUAGGGCGGGUGAUGUCCUCGACCGCGUGUACUUUGGCGUGUCACCAGAAAGAGGUCAUGAUAGUGAGAUAAAUCGAGGCAUUGGUGGUGCAGGUGGAAAGGAAUUUUGCUGGAACCCUGAGAAAGUCGGCCGAAUUUACAGAAUAAGUGCGGAAUCUGGUUGGUGCAAUGGAUAUAAUGUCAUCUCCAAGCUGAGAAUUUUAUCUACCAUGUAAACUUCCAGGUUGUCAGCCCAUGGGCAGGUCAAUUCCCGGUGAGAGCAUCCGCCACAACCCUCGAGGUUUUUUUUUGAAUUUCAUGCGAAGGAUAUUGAAGAUAUAGUACUUGAUUGGUGGAGGUUUUCCUCCACGCCUGAUAAUAUGGAGCACGUUGAGGUUUCAUCCAUCGAUUAUGGCUUUGAUUUUACAAUCGUUUUUGCCGGACGGACACUAGUAUGACACAUGACCAAUAAGCUAAUUACUUCGCUCGUUUGAAGGGAUUUAUUUGGGUGACUCCCAUCAUUUCUAAAGAAUUGUCACUGUCCGCUGCAUUACUCUUUCGGUUUCAAAUGGAUUGGUGAUUCUUUUCAAGAAUUUACCGUCAAUAUUUCUGAUGUUUUGACGACUUGAGAAUGUUUCUGAAAAGGUUUUUUACAUAAUCCUUUGGCUGAUGUUCAUACGGGGGGAUUGCGAGUUGAUGUCAAAAGGUCGAGGAUAUGUCUCGAGUUGAAAUCACUCAAAAAGAUGGAAGAAAACGUAGUGGGAAACAGACGAAAGUGGGUAUAUCCACGCCAUUCAUAGACGAAAGUUGAUCGUUAUACUGACGACAUGUUCGGAAGAAUGUUCUUCCGUGUGAUGAUGUGGACGUCAAUUCCCGCUCGAUUGCCGCUGUCCGUAAGUAGACACAAGUGGGUACAAUUUGGACAAGAGGGGGUCAAAAUACAGACAUUCUCAGCCCGUGGUCACG